CAGACACACACAUACAUACAUAUCAUUUUCUCCAUUUUCUUCUUCCCAAAAGAGUUUGCUACAAAAGAAAAGAAAGAAAGAAGAAACAACAGCAAGAUGAGAGCCAAAGCGCACCACCAAAACAAGUUCAUGCGGUUCAUCACAAUACCCAUUAGGGUUCUGAACAAAGCCAUGGACAUGUACGUAAAAAGGAUGACAGAUUGUGCUGACAAAGUCGGUUAUGGCAACAUCAUGGGAGGCCCGGUCCAACCGGUAGCCAUGCCAAGAAGCUUCAGUUCUAGCUCGACGAGGUCUAACGAUAGUGAAGAUUUCAGAGAGCUCAUGAGAAUUGCAUCUACUAGGAGUUUGGGGAAUACAGUUAACAUGGAUUUGCAUACGCAGCAACACAAGAGUCAGCCAAACAUUAUCGAGUCAAGGGGUGUUCCUCGGAGUUGCAGUGUUGGGAUGGGUAGAAUUGAUGAAGACAAGCCCUGUGUUUUUGGAGAAGACAAUGUUAAUUUCAAGACAGAAUUGAUGUACCCAAGGAGCAGAAGCUAUGCUGUCACAAAGAGAAGUGUUGUCUUUUGAUAUCCUUAAUUAAGGGAUUUUUGGGGAACUUUCUUGAAGGAGAAAUUUGCUUUUCUUCAUGUUUCACUCAAUUUCUUUGUUUGUUUGUUUGGUUUUUUUUUUUUUGUGGGUCAGACAAUUUCUU
Molecule: messenger RNA, 691 nt
Organism: Ilex paraguariensis (yerba mate)
Lineage: Eukaryota; Viridiplantae; Streptophyta; Magnoliopsida; Aquifoliales; Aquifoliaceae
Source: the annotation of a GenBank genome assembly